Molecule: messenger RNA, 1320 nt
Organism: Tachysurus vachellii
Lineage: Eukaryota; Metazoa; Chordata; Actinopteri; Siluriformes; Bagridae
Gene: rad51d
Product: RAD51 paralog D
Exons: 11
Coding region: 162-1163 (333 amino acids)
Biological process (GO): reciprocal meiotic recombination; double-strand break repair via homologous recombination; telomere maintenance
Cellular component (GO): Rad51B-Rad51C-Rad51D-XRCC2 complex; replication fork; centrosome
Molecular function (GO): four-way junction DNA binding; single-stranded DNA binding; ATP binding
Source: RefSeq, a predicted model, not a curated record
GGGAUGUUAUGGUUGUUUUUUUUUUUUGGCCCAGAAGCGUUUAUGAAAUACUUACAUUUUACAUGAAUAUGUUGGUCGUAGUUGGUCAUACUGUUCUCUAGACUGAAUAAACUGGUAUUGUUUUUGUUUCCUUAUUACUGAAUGCUUCCACCGGAAGUGUCAUGGUUCUCCUCAGGGAAGGUCUGUGUCCAGGGUUGAGUGAAGACCUCAUCAAGGUUCUACAUGAAGGAGAUGUUAGAACAGUUGAGGACCUUAUAUUGUCUGACCCAGAACAACUGGCCCUGAAAUGCUCAGUGUCUUAUAAGGCCUUGGUAGCAGUUCGACGUGUGCUCCUGGCUCAGCACGCGGCGUUUCCUGUCUCAGGAGCCGACCUGUACGACGAGCUGCUGAGCUCCACUUCUAUUCUGUCCACCGGAAUCACCAGUGUGGACAAGCUGCUUGACUCGGGUCUGUACACAGGUGAGAUCACUGAACUGUGUGGAGGACCAGGAACAGGUAAAACACAGACGUGCUUCAGCGUAGCCGUCCACGUUGCCCAAGAGCUCAAGCAGAAGGUAACGUACAUCGACACAAACGGAGGACUGUACGCUAAACGUCUGCUUCAGAUUCUCCAGCAGAAAACCGGCAAUACAGCAGAGCAGAUGAACGCUCUUCAGCGGAUCGACGUGCUCCGAGUGUUUGACAUCUUCACCUUGCUGUCCUGCCUUCAAAACCUAAGAGCCAGCAGCCUCCAGAAGGGAUCGGUCGGUGUUGGUGGUUCAGUCAAAGCCGUGAUUGUGGAUUCCGUCUCGGCCGUGCUCUCACACAUGCUUGGAGGGAAACAGAAUGAAGGUAUGUCCUUGAUGAUGCAGGUGGCUACAGAGCUGAAAAUAAUCGCCAAAGAAUUUAACGUAGCCGUUCUGGUGACCAAUCAUGUGACACGAGACGGGAACAAUCAGCCGAAGGCAGGACUGGGGCAUUCAUGGAGUCACGUUCCACGCACACGAAUCCUCCUUCAGCGAACCGAGCAGCCCGGAGCUUCUUCCAGCUCACGUACUGCGACUCUUCUUAAAUCCUCUCGGCGGCCCUGCUACCUGAUGGAGGAGUUUGAUUUGAGCCCACAGCCUCAGGAAGAGUCACGACCUGGGUUUGCUGGGAAGAGAAAACUGGACGCUGAUUCAUAAGAAGCUGCACUGCUAACAUUUAGGUCAGGACGGUUCUGUCUUUCAGCAAGGGGGAACCACUCUUCUUUUCCUGAUGCACUGCCAGAUCCAGUUGGAGCUGACUUUCUGGGCUUGACUGUUCUCCUCUGGCUCGGCUAGCGUGUGUGUUGCAGAGGCG